AUAGAAUAUUCAUCAUGGGCCUACGAGUAAUUUCACCGGCAAGAGCUCUGAUAAUAUUUUUCAUUUGUUGGAUAUCUGCUUUGCUUUUGAUAUUUUUAUACCUGGAUGACCAAAUCGCAACCCACCAUUUUCACCUAAGAGACUCUUUUCAUAAGAAAAUUAAAUACAUUCCAAAACCUGGAAAUCGCUCCACACAGAUGCUGCAUUUUAACACAAAACUCGAGUUUCUUAAUGCUCUAUCACUGGUCAUUGAAUAUGGAAUAAAACACAAAAAAGUCGUGUCCGAGGUUGAAGCAGUUGCUAAUGAGAUGUAUGAACAUAAUAAAUAUAUGUUAAAAGCAAGUGUGGAUUAUGAUGCUGCUGAUGAUGAUUAUGAUGAUGAUAAGAUUGCACAAAUGGAACACUUAGUCAAGAAGAUUAAGGCACUGAAAAAUCAAUUAAACCUUUUAGACGAAAGUUAUGAUGUUGGAAAUAAGCCAGGGAACAAAGACAAACGACAACCAAUCGAUGGUAAUGGUAUUGAAAGAGAAGAAAAUCAAUUGAAGGUAGAACAACGAAAAACACAAAUCCAUGCAAAACCAAAGGAUUUAGAAGACAAUGGAAUGUCGGAUAGAAAACCAUUAGAUCAAUUAGAAAAAGACAAAUACACUAAACAGAUCAACAUAGCGCCUACAAAAAAGGAUGAUGAUAUUAUCAACAAAGAGGAAUUUGACGGAGACGAACAGUUCCAUCUACCUGGAGCUUCCAUUCCUGCACUUCCCAAUGCUGUGUACGAACCACAAAAAGCAGGUGCUCCCGGUGAAGGCGGAGCCGGUAUAAAUGUUGAUGUAAACAAGCUAUCACCUGAAGAUCUUCAAACGUACAACUCGGGUUUGAAGAACCACAGUUUCAAUCAAUUUGCAAGUGACAUGAUAUCCAUACAUAGGUCACUGCCUGACGCGAGGUCGAAAAGCUGCCCAAGAACGUAUUCAACGACCCUACAACAGACAAGCAUAAUAAUCUGUUUUCACAACGAGGCAUGGUCAGUAUUACUACGCACAGUGCAUAGUAUUUUGGACAGAUCACCACCAGAGCUAGUGAAAGAAAUAAUUCUCAUUGAUGACUUUUCAAAUAUGGACCAUUUAAAAGCCCCACUGACCUAUUACAUGAGCUUGUUGGGUAAAGUCCGUGUUAUCCGAACACGACGUAGGGAGGGGCUUAUCAGAGCGAGACUAGUGGGUUUGGGCGCUUCACGUGCACCAAUACUCACGUUCCUGGAUUCGCACGUGGAAUGCUGGCCUGGCUGGUUAGAGCCCCUGCUUGACCGUGUCAGUACCGAUGAAACCGUUGUCGUUGCCCCGACAAUUACUUUUAUCAGCUCCCAUAUUUUCUCCGUUACCGGCGGCGAAUCGGGAUCUGUUGGUAUAUUCAAAUUUCCCGACGUCAAUUUCAACUGGAUGCCUGUACCACCUAGAAUAUCUAAAAUGAGGAAAUCUCCCGCUGAUCCAAUUAAGACACCAACAAUUGCCGGUGGUUUGUUUUCCAUAAACAAGGACUUUUUCAUUAGAAUGGGCAAAUACGAUGAGGGUAUGGAUAUUUGGGGGUACGAAAACGUGGAAAUAUCUCUACGGGUGAGUUGA
Molecule: messenger RNA, 1619 nt
Organism: Mya arenaria
Lineage: Eukaryota; Metazoa; Mollusca; Bivalvia; Myida; Myidae
Product: polypeptide N-acetylgalactosaminyltransferase 5-like
Exons: 8
Coding region: 15-1619 (534 amino acids)
Cellular component (GO): Golgi apparatus
Source: RefSeq, a predicted model, not a curated record